CGGAGCAUAGCAUUCGGGUCCGCGUCAUCAGUACGUCGAGUGAAUAGAACCAUAGGAAGUUAAAAAGGCCCACUUACCCGGGCGCUUAAGUGCAAAAUAUCAGCCCAAAAAAUAGUGAAAACCCGUCAAAAAGGGAUCGGUGUGACGAAAGCCAGUGAUGUGAAGUGUGCGGGUCAGUGUGGUGGCGUCUACAUUGAAAGGUGAACCGGAAAGUGUGCAACAUGAGGCGGCUGUGGUUUUCUGUGAAAUAGUGUUCUAGUGCGUCCAAAAACAACGUUUCCUCAAUGUGGUGUUCAGGGCACGAUGGUCAGAGAGACUAGACACUUGUGGGUAGGAAAUUUACCCGAGAAUAUUAGAGAAGACCGAAUCAGAGAGCAUUUCAAACGAUAUGGCCGAGUGCAGAGUGUUAAGUUACUGCCAAGGGUGCCCGAGGAGAAGGCGAGCGAGGUCUCGAUGGCGUGCACGGUGGCGUUCAUGGACAUUAAAAGUGCGUCCAAGGCCCACAACGCCGAGCUCAAAAUCGACGACCGUACUCUGAACACGGAGUACUACGAACCUGCUGCCAUUCCGUCCGCGGCGACGGCCGCCUCCCCCCAGGGCACGCCCCCAUCCUAUUCUACCUCUCCGGGUACCAACAGGUUCCCCAACGGCCAUGCAUCAUCCGACGAGCAUGGUUUUUCAUCGUCAGACCCGGCCGUCCCCUCGUCGGCCGCCUCCCGCUUCUACGAGCGGUCGUCGUCCACCACGUCGACGGCGGGGGGCGGCCAAGGAGGAGGGGGCGGCGGCAGGACGCCCUCGGAAGCCGCCUCCGAGGCCGCGCGACGCGGUACCGUCACCACGCCCGUUCCAGAGACCGCCACCGGUACGUGCAGGGGCGGCCGGAACCGCGACCGGUUUAGGGGCGGCGGCGGAGUGGCGGGGAGCGGCGGUGGGGGCGGCGGAGUCGGUGGUGGAGGCGGACAUCGGGGGAGCGGCAGUUGGAUAUCCGGAUACGAGUCGUCCAGGUAUAAUAAUAGUAACGAAAGAAGUCAGUCGGAAACAACAGGGUAUAACUCAGCACCGUCGGAUACAAACGAACGGCGGAAUUCCGAAAACGUGCGGAAAAAAACCAAGUCUAGAUCCGGUUCAAGGUCACCGACACCAAACGGGAGCACUAGCAGCAGAUCUCCAUCAAGGUCGCGGUCACAGAGUAGCAGCAGUUCCUCUUCGUCCUCUACGUCGAGGGAUACAUCGUCUACAACGUCGCGACGUUCACGACGUCACCGUCAUCGGAAGAAAGCCGGCCCUGGGACGGGAGAUGACCGACGACCAUUGGCCAUCUGCGUACGGAAUUUGCCGGUACGAUCUAGCGACACCUCUCUGAAGGAUGGACUGUUCCACGAGUACAAAAAACACGGCAAAGUAAGGUGGGUGAAGGUGGUGGGACAAAACGCCGACCGGUACGCCAUCGUUUGCUUCAAGAAGCCGGAAGAUGCGGAGAAGGCGUUGGAAGUCAGCUACGACAAAUUGUUUUUUGGAUGCAAGAUCGAGGUGGCCUCUUAUGCAGUGUGCGAUGUAGACGACGGUGAGUUCCGGUACGAGUCGGAAAUCGACGAGUACAACCCGAAAGCUACCCGUACUCUGUUCAUUGGUAAUCUGGAGAAGGACGUUACGGCAUCGGACCUUCGGAAACACUUCGAGCAGUUCGGCGAAAUUAUUGAAAUCGACAUCAAGAAGCAGGGAGCCGUAAGCUCUUACGCAUUCUGUCAAUAUGCGGAUAUCGUCAGCGUGGUAAAAGCUAUCAGAAAAAUGGACGGCGAACAUCUAGGCAACAAUCGUGUCAAACUGGGUUUUGGCAAGUCGAUGGCGUAUAGCUGCGUGUGGGUGGACGGCGUUGCCGAAGCCGUCACCGACAAGUACCUGCGCAUACAAUUCGAACCCUUUGGUGCCGUCACCCGCUGCGUUAUCGAUAGAGAAAAGGGUCAAUCUCUCGUGUUCUACGAGCAUGUAGCGCAGGCGCAGCAAGCGGUUAGCAAGAUGCGCGGCUUUAUGCUCAAGGGCCAGAAGUUACAGGUGGAUUUUGCAAGCCGGGAAUGCCAGGAGUGUUUCUUUGAACGUCUGGAAAAACAAGGGGCGACGUUGGAUCGUACGCCUUUCGAAGAAAGGAGAGAACCAUCAUCGAGGGCGUUCGAUUCAUCAGCUGUUUCCAGAUUAUCAAGGUAUGACACCCCGACAAGACCGAGAACCUCCAGCUAUUCUAGUCGAUCUUCGGUGGCGGCCGUGGCCUCACCGGGCACACCGGGAAACGCCACUCCCAGAGCGGGACGAACGCGAGUCGCCAGGUACUACGAGUACGACAUGGACUACGCAUCCGUGGAAGGAAGGCACGCCACGCAUCGCAGCUACGACGAGUACAGCCAAGGAUCGGCGGCUUCGCACGAGGAUCCCUACGAUCCUUACGACCAUGGGCAAUAUUUACACGAUAGCCCGGGUCAUUUGGAUCCGCUGGAGUACCCAUUCUUACACCACCAGGUGCGUGGUCAGAACCUGGUGGAGCCCGUACCGUACGCUCCGCACGACAUCCGCAAUCUGCAAAAGGAACGGGUCCAUCUUCUGGAACAGCUGGAGGAGUGCCCCAGUUCGGGCGACGAACUGAUCAGUCCGAAGAAGCGGCUGAAACUGGACCUGCUGGAUACCGCCAUCGCGGGUGACGUCAUCAUCGAGGCGAACCGAGAUCACAACAGAAAGGUAAAGGUUAUGGAUGGUCGAAGAUUGUCCGAAUCAGCGUUACGUCACCACUCACGAAGACCUUCGGUUGACAACAAAUAUGGUAACCACUAUGUCCCUCACACAGUCGGUUGUAAAAGACGACGAACAGCUGGUAGUGACAAUGGUGCAAGAACAGGGGGACAUUCGCAUUAUAACGAACAUUCGGACGGAUCCGAACAUCCAGGAUCCAGACCUGGUACACCUCUCUGCGACGAGAACCCGGAAUUUCCUCCGGGGGAACCACCAAAGAGGACGACCAGGGAACGAGAGGGACCACUAAUGUUGCCUCUUCCGAAGUUUGCGGCACAGAUUCGAGCGACUCCUGAAUUCCAGAGAGGAGCUGUAUCUGUAGCGGGUAUUAAAGGCCAAAAAGACAACGUAAAUCCAUUGGCUAGUCCGCCCCCCGCAGCGACGAGCCCUCGAGUUUCUUUGCUCCAUGUCCGACCUCCUAGUCCUACGCACGCGGUGCCGCCUCCAGCAUCACCGCCACCGCGACCUCCUAGUCUUAGUUCAAAUUCCAGUGAUAGCGAUGUUACAAGUCCGUCUUUAGAAGAAAGGAUUCGAUCUCUCGAUGAAAAAUAUGAAAAAUGGUCUGGUAGCAGAACGCUGAGUGCUGCGGGAAACGAUGCUCUGGCUCUUCUUGAUGCCAAUAGGGAAAAAUUUCGACUUAGGCAUAAGUUGCUAGAAAUUCAAGAUUUUAAGGAAGUCCAACCAUCGGAAAUCGUUAAAUCUGUAAUGGCGAAACGAUCGGUAUUCGACGAGGAUCUGAAACGGUUAGAGAGUGUGGGUGAGAAAUACGAGCCAAAAGAUUUUGGAAUAUACCGACUGCCGACGAUAUCACCCGCUUCAAUGGUUUUCUCACCGCCUCCUGUUUCACCGGCACCAUCGUCUAUUUCCACUGCUCUAAAAUUAACAACUACCACCACGCAGCUACCUAAAACACCCACCAUGCUGUCGCCACGGUCUUCAGGAGGUGGAAUAAGCAUCCCAGCGACCAGAGGCCUCCAGUACCCUUUUCCCAGCCACCCGCCGGUGCUGAUGUCGCCGGCACCGACCAGCAGCUCGACGCCAACUACACCAACAAGUACUACCGUUACUGCGCGGAGCGUGAACCCCGGUGAAAAUAGACUGAAACCGACGGUCAGCGUUCCCGGUGACUCACGGACUUCUAGUGUUAAGACUUCUUGUGUAGCGAACGUUAAUAGUGGCGGGGCGAAACCGAAAACCGGGGAAAAAGUGUCGUCGCGACGGAAUUCCAGUUCGAACACCUCGCCGCGAGCGGACGUCAAAACUCGUCGAAACAGUGACACUAGUGCGCGUCGAAUAGAAGAAGUAGCCGCGGAACAAGAGGAGAAAGAACGACUAGAAAAAGAGCGGCGCGAAAAAGAAAACGAACUGGAAAAACAGCGACUGGAAAAAGAACGCAUCCAGCGGGAGAAGGCGGAAAAGGCAGAGAAAGAGCGACAAGAACGAGUGCGGCAAGAAAAGGAACGGGCUCGUUUAGAAAAGGAACGGUUAGAGAGAGAACGAUUAGAAAGGGAAAGACAGGAGAAAGAACGACAAGAAAGAGAACGUCUUGAGCGGUUAGCUCAGGAACGACUUCAGCAAGAGAUAGAAGAGCGAGAACGAAAGGAACGCGAAGAACGAGAAAGGAAAGAAAGGGAAGAGAGCGAACGGAAAGAGAAGGAACGCCGUGAACACGAGGAACGGGAACUACAAGAAAAACUAGAUCGUGAGCGGCGGGAACGUGAGGAACAUAAAACCAAAGAGGAAGAGCAUCGAGUGGUUAAAGAGAAAGAGCGACGGCGCAGCGAAGAUCCUACUCGACACAAAGAUUCAGACAAUCACCACGAACGUCUUAAUUCGAAGCAUCGUGAGAACCACAGCGAAACCAAACACAAGGAGAACAAUUCCCAUCACUCUAAUGAGAAAGACGAGAAUCACCGACGCGAAGGUGAUCGUCCUCGACACACCGCCGAGACUCGACAUUUAUCCAUCGAUCUAGAAAAGGGACCAGAUCCUACAAGAAGAAAAGAGCGCAACAAUAGUCUACCAGCGGCCGUAGGUCUUAAACGACGACCUAGUUCACAUGAAAUCACAGACGGAUUAGAUGAGGCGAAGAAAAUGCGCCUCGCGCACGAUCAUAGGAAAAUAUCCGAUAGGCGUGAUUCGAAAGACAGUGCAAAGAGUGAUGAGAAAGUGAAGAAAAACAAACAUAAAAAUAACUUUUACGAAAAACACAACAGCGGGACGAAAGAAAGCGAAGAACGGCGGCGAGAGCGGGAGCGCGAACGUGAAGAGCGUCACAAAAAGUACAAAUUAGAUAAACUGAAGGUGAAAAGCAAAAGUCGAGAGAAAGACGCUAAAGAAACAUCUUCGACACCACCCGCCUCUCUUACCAUCACUGAUAAAGACUUUUUAGCGAAACUUAAUCUAAAAUCUAACGAGGAGAUCGAACGUGAAAAACAGAAAAAGGAUAAAGAGAGCAAGGAUAAGCGCGUUGACGUACGUUUAGAAGACAAACGAUGCGACGAUAAAAUAAAAAAGGAGAAGCAUUCUUCAUUUGACACCAAAGAGAAUAUCAAAUCACCUCAAGAGGACUUAAAGACCAAAACCGAUGAUCGGAAGGGACAAGAAAAACAUUCGAUUUUUGAAGUAGUCAACGAGGAACCGCCUUAUAUUUCCAUGUACGAUAAGGUGAAAGCUCGUAGCUGUAAAAAUAUGCAAAAACAAGAAGAAGAAAAACGGCAAGAGAAAAUAAAAGCGAAAUUUAGUCAACUGAAAGAACGAAGGGCGCGACGCGAAGAAAAGAAACGUUCCACCUCGUGGGACGAGGAUUCUGAUUCUGAAAAAGAAAUUGAAGUAAAAUUGCGUCGUGGCAGGAAAGUACUGGAUAGUUCAGACGAAAGUCAGGAAAGGAAAAUUCAUCACAAUCGUAAGGAGGUUUUGCAUUCCGAUUCGGAUAAUUUUCUGUUGGUUCGGGCAGUUAAAACAGAGCAAUUUGAAACAACCGAUGACGAAAUCAAAACUAAACAUCUACCUUUUAAAACCUCCAAAUCCCGUAUUGCUAGUGAUACUUCCGACGAUGAAUAUGGUAACGCCAAAUUUGCUAACAAAAUAAUAUCCAACGAUUACCAUGACAAAAAAGUUAAAGAAAUUUUCUCAGAAAAUGAGCCUGAAAUUGAAAUUAAAACCGAAAAGAUUACAUCAGUCAAAUGUGAAAUUGAAAGGCUAGUUAAAAAAGAGCGAAGAAAUAGUAAAUUUCAAGACCUUGCACCUGAACAGACCAUCAACUCCUUACACUCUGAUGUUGAAGUGAAAUCAGAGAAAUUCGAUAGUAAACAUAUUUUUGACAAUACAACUGAUGAUGAUAUGAAUGAAAUUAGAAAGGACAAAGCAGAGCGUCGGGAAAAGAAACACAAAAAGAAGCAAAAAAGGCAGAAGCAUUCCGUUAGUAGUGAAGAAUCUUGCAAACUAGAAUCGGAGGUGAGUGUAGGAGAAGAAAAAGAAAAGAAACAUCACGAAAAGAAGAAGGAUCAUUCGAAAAAGGAUAAGAAACGCGAAAAAACUAGAGAUGGCCGUGAAAGAACAAAAAAAUCUAAAAAGAAUAAAGCAGAAGAUAAGGGAGAGUCCAAGCGGGAAGGCAAAAUGGAAAACAUUUUUGGAUCAUUAUCGGAUGACUCGGAAAGCGGUCAUAAGGAUCAAAUCACAUUUUUAACCGACGAAAAUGCCCAAGAACCGGUUGUAUUUAAUACAGAUUCUGAGAGAGAACCGGACAAUAAUGUACACGAAGAUCGAGAGACUGAACAUAAAAGAAAGAAGGAAAAGAAGCGAAAAGAAAAGGAGCGAAGAUUACAAGAGGCCGCAGCCGAAGCGGCUGCAGCUGCCGCCGAAGAACCUCCCAACAGUAACGAUAAUAGCAUGGACUUGGCAGAUAUGUGUAAGCAGUUGGAAGCUAACAUUAAAGAUGACACCUCUGAGAUGGAAUAUAAAACUGAAGUGGAGAGCUCAAACUUAGAAACAUCUGAUAAUUUUCCUUUUACUGAACAUGAUAUCAAAAAAGAAAAAGACGAACGGAAAGAAGGAAAAGAAAAAAAGAAAAAGAGAAAAAAGAGCAAAGAUGAGAAGAAACAUCACCACCAUCAUCAUUCAGAAAAAAGCAAGAAUAAGAUUAUUGAAGUAAAACCAGAAAAGACAUUGCAAGUUGACCAAUCUGAACUAAUACCCGAUAUUAAAGUAGAACAAGUUGAUACGACUGUAUUUUCUCCAUCUCAUCCUACUCAUGGCCAAAGUUUACCUAGUCUGCUGGAUGUUCAAAGUCCGAAACAUGAAAAAUCUUCUGACUUUGAAAUAUCACCUAGUACUCGAGAAAUAGCACCACUUAUAAGUCCAAUUCCUAGUACACCUACUAGCACAAAACCGAAAAAAGAAAAAUUAAUACCGGGUUUUGGAAGUGAGGUUGAUGAAAGUGUGCACGAAAAUGCAGUUAAAUCUAUAUGUAGCGAAUUUGAACCGGUAAUUAAAACAGAAGAUGUACCAGUAAAAGAAGAGAGUAAAGAAGUCGUUUUGGAAUCGCCAGAGGAAAAGCCUAGGGUAGUAAUUUCACAAGAAGAAACAGAAGACGCUGUGGCCGCAUUACUUGGUGAGAGUUUUGGAGGUAAUCAGUUCGAAGAAAGAUAUGAUGAAGAUAUUACCUCUACCACAGAAGAGCCUGUACCAGAACUUGUAGAAGAAAGCAAUGUUGAAGAUGAUGAAGAAAUGCGAAAGGCUGUUCAGAGUUUAGAAGUAGAAGAUGAUAUUACUAAACCAGACACACCACAAAGUGAACACGAAUUGCAAAUAGAUACAGAUACAGAAGAGCAAGAUGAGAAUAGUCAAACAGCUGAGCUACCACCUAAAACUCCUGAAGUGGCUUCCUUUCGACCGAACAAAACACCAGUUACAACAUUUUUUCCCGAAAAAGAUCCUAUUGCACCAUCUGUGGGUAGUUAUAAAUCGUUGGGUAGUCCGCCUUCUUUAACACCAAUAAAGUCCGGAAGUUUUCCAGAAGUAAAGAAAAAUCCUGUUACAGAUAAGAUACCGGUAUCAAUAGAGAAGCAACAAAAGUCCGUUAUUGCACAAACUUGGCCUAUUGAUAGGAAAGACGUUACUGUAUCGGAGGCUGUGACAGAGACCAAAUCGCAAGUUAUUAUUGCCACCUCCUCAUCUACUUUGAAGACUUUUGCCGCCCCAUCUACAGUAAAAGCUAACGAGCCUAAUUAUCCUCCAUUAGCCAAGUUAUCACCUAAUAUAGAUAUGAAGAUCCAACCAUCUAACGCUAUUUCCACUUCUACUAAGCCUCCCGUUAUGUCGCAACUUCACAAUCUUCCUGCUCGAUCGCCUGUACAGAUUUGCAAACCGGCUACAACUGAGAGCAUGCUGCCUUCAAGACCAACUAAUAUUCACCUUAAUCGACUGCCAAUUACUCCAGUUAUAGUUUCCAAGCCUCUUCAAGCAUCAACUAUUUACUUAUCUCAGCCUAAAGUGGCCCAUUCUUCAGAACCACCAAAACUAGUUUCCACUGUCGAUCCAAGAUCACAAGAUCGAUCGAGAAUGGUUCUUCAAACCUAUGAACCAUAUUCGCCAGGUCAACCUAGAAUGUUAAUGCCAACAAAUAUUCGACAGCUACCGCCAAGUGGACUUCUUGUGCCGACUCGUCAUUUAUCUCCGUCAGGCUAUGGUCAGUUUGUCGGUAACAUACCUCAUGCGACCUGUCCACCUAAAGAAAUACAUAAUAUUGAAGGGGCUACCAACACACCUAAUAAUACAACAGUUGAACAGAUUAAAUCUACUAUAGUACUCGCCGGAUCCCAUGGUGCUCCUUUAGUCAAUUCUAGAACAUCUCUUGCUGGUUCUGUUAUGAUGAACCCACCACAAUUGAUUCUUACUAGUCCUAAAACAAUUCAAAACAAUCCUGUUUUAAGUCCCAGAUCUUGUCCAUCUGCAAAAUCGCCUAACUCUAGUCAAUCAGUUGUAGCACCAUCUACUGAAAAACUAAGUCCAAAACCAAUGGAAAGGCAAAGUCCAAAACCAAUGGAAAAACUAAGUCCAAAACCAAUACCAGUCAUAAUGGAGAGUACGCAGAAUGUUUCAGCGUCUGAACAGCCUGCCUCGGUAUCCUUCCCUCCAAAAGUUACUACGCCUGAUAACGUAAAAACUAACGAUAUAAAACCACCUAAAGAAUUAAUUACUCCAUCGGUAGUUAUUCCAUCUCCAGACUUCAAGACAUUCACACCAAGUCCUGUCAUUGUUCCCAAUCCAGAAAUAAAGGUCGAAAAUUCUACUUUAGUUCAUGCCACUAAAUUAGCAAUAGAAAAGGUUACUGAAGAGCUUAACUUAUCACUUGCGAAGAGAGAAGAUGCACUAAAUAUUAAAGAUGAUGUGAACAAUGAGCAAAUUUCAGUAAAGGAAGAAAUUAAAGACGCUGGAAACAUUAAUGAUAAACCUAGUGAAGUAAUCAAUGAAAACACAACAAAUUUAACAAACGAAUUAACACAACAAAAUACACCAAAGGAUGAAAAUAAAUCUGAUGUCUCUAUCAAGAAUGAAAUAGCCGAAACAAAGUCAGUUGAUACAGUUCAAGGAGAUAAUAAACCUGAUAUUACGAAUUGCAUAUUAAAAAUGACCAAAGAGGAGGACUCGUUGGAAACGAAAGAAGAUAAUGAGUUUUGGUCGGCUAAAGAUUCAGUUAACAUCGAUUCUGUAAUUAAAACUCUUGGUUCGGCUGAUGAACUUUCUGAUACAGACCAUAAAGAACAGCAGGUGCCUUCUAAAGAAAACGAGAAAGAAGAUAAAGAAUGUAUCAAAGAGCCUGAAAUUAAGCAGGAGGAGGACACAAAAGUUGAAGAGGAAUCUGAUGUUAAUGAGGCUGCAAUAGAGACAGAAGAAAAUUUGAAAGUGGAGCCGUCAGUUACCCGCAGUAGUGCACGAAGGGGGAGAGGUGGACGGCCCCGGGGUGGUAGAUCAAAAACUACUGUAGAACGAGGUAGUAUUCAAACGCGAAGAGGAAAAUUAAAAGAAACUCAACAGUCUAGUAUAACAACAAAGAGAGGACGCGGUGGGAAACUUAGAACUGAGAGAAAGUCUAGCAAAAGUGAAUCUGACACGACGCCCAAUGACGUUUAUGAAUUCCGAGACGAUUCGGAUGACAGCAAUAAGGAGCAACGACCCCGUUUGGUGCUUACUAUUAAAUCUACAACCUCUAGUACUAGUAAUCAUCAAACCACCGCAAUUGUCAAGGAAAUCACACGUGAUGGUGCUAAAGAAAUAGGUAAAGAUUCAUCACCGCCUCCGCCAAAAAAUACAUCAGAUUCUAAAGAAGAAUUCACUUCGCCUCAAGCGAAUACCAGAAAGUCGAGACGACUCGCCGAGAAAGAUAUAUCGCGUAAUACCGUCGAUGAUACGAUUGAAGAAGUUGUGUAUUUUUCACGCCCUAAAUCGCAACGAUUGGCCGACAAAGAUGGAUCACGUAAUAACGUAGAUGAUACGAUCGAAAAUGUUGUGUAUUCUGGACAACGUGCUCAAACUCCACAAACACGUGCAGCUGCUGCUCAACGCCGUUCUGGGCGUCAGGUUAAAAAGCCGCAGCCGUUAAUUGCUGAAAAUGAUACUCCACGCAAAAGUCCGCGGGGAAGAAAGCCUUUACGACGAGGGUCGGAGGCAGCAGAAACAUCGUCUAGUGAAGAAACUAGAGAUGAUAGACCUCGAUCGGCCGAGUUACCCCUUCCGAAAUCCCCUGAAAAUGUGUCUUCGUCUGAUGUAGAACAAACACGUGAUACACCAUCACAACCUGUUGAACAGAAAAAAAUAGAUCAUUGUAGUUUAAAGAUCGCUAUGCUAAAGAGAUUUAAGGGUGAGAUGAUCAACUUAGGGAAACCUGAACCUACCAACCUCAUUGAUCCGGUCACUGGGGUGUUAACACCCAUGCGGGAAAGCGAAGAAGGUAAAUAUAUACCCUUACCAGGUAGUUCUCCAGGUGAUAAGAAACCAGAUCCGCCAACUGCUAAACCUGUUAUCGAACCAGUUAAAACAAUUGUGGGAACACAACUACAUCAAGUAACAGUUGUACAGCAACAAAUUCCAAAAGUUCAUCCGCUGAAAGCACACGUACUAAGCAGUCAAGCUGCCAAAGCUGUAGUGGGGGAACAAACACCUCAGGUUGCAACUACACAAAUUCCAUCUGUACCUCAAAAUGUUGUAGUAACCAAAAUUUCACAAAUAACUGGUACCCAAAACACUACUGUAUCUACAUCUGGAAAUAUUCAGACAGUGGGACCAAUGUCACCGCGUCCUGGAAUUCCUGUAGCAGUUACAACAAAGUUUCAAGUUAAACCACCUGUACUGUCUCCAAGUCAGCAACUGUUACAGCAAUUCCCUAAUCAGAAACAUAUAUUACCAACUCGGGAACAUAUUAGUCAACAGCAAUCCAGUGUUCAUGUUAGUUCCUCGAUCACUCCGCAGCAAGCGCAGAUUGCCAUGGCUCAGAUGAAACAUAACGUGGAACCACAAGUCAUUAUGGCCGCUAAAGGAUCCGUGGGGAAGCCUGCUGCCCUUCAGCAUCUGCCAGGACCAAUACCAGCUAGUCCUCCAGUUGGCAAGACUCAAGUAGCCAAUAGGGCAAUGCAAGUACCACCGUUUCAAGCUAAUACCAAAGGAGUUAUGGAACCUCCAAAGGUAGACGUCAAUCUUCCCAAUUUGAUGAUGGGUCGACCAAGUUUGAGCCCUUCCGGCCCUCAAGCUAGGUUGACUGGAUUACCAGGUCCUCCAUAUGAAGCUAGUUUGAUGGCUGAGGCUUACUAUAACAGGAGUAGGAGUCCUCCCCCCGCCCAUCAAAAUUCUCCACAUUCUCCUAAGGGUGAACCAGUGACUCAUUUCCAACAAGGUCCAAGGCCAGCUUUAAAUAUUACACAUUAUAUGCAGCAACAAAUGAUGCAAAUGCAGUAUCAGUACUUACGACAACAGCAGCAGUUACAACACUUCCAAAGGCCAUCAUCAAAUUUAGAAAAAUCUGGGGAAGAGGGCGAGGAAGCUCCAGUAGGACUUGCUCUCUCUGGUAGAGGUGCCACUGUACCGCACCAUUCUCCUCAUGAUAGAGCUACAGAAUCUCCAGCAAUCGGUCAAGUGUAUAACACGUUGCCUAAUUCUGCUCGUUUUCCACCUUACCAUCCCGGAACGCGAUACUACGACCAGCAACCUGCGGAACCUCCACCAGCCCACAGGCCUCUGACAUCACACGAUAGAGCCGGCUUGGCACAUAUUCCGACACUCGAUAUGGCCGAUCGACCUUUAGGAGCUCACACGACGGCUCAUUCCAGUUCACAUCUAACCGCAGAUAGACCCUCCGCCACUGCACCCGAAAGACCGCUCAGUGCUCAUCUGACCCAUGAUAUAUCCUCAUUAGGAACAUCCGAAAGACCACACACAGCCUACGGACAUCCAGAACGUUCUGUGGUUGGCAGUGGUUUAGGCGCAGCUGGAAAUCUUAUUGAAGCAAUGGCUAAACAUAUAGGCGUAGACGCUCCGGCAAGUCAUCGAGGCAUUCAAGCAGCCACACCGCCUUUGGCUAGUCAAGUACCACCUCAAGCUGAAAGCUUGUACAUGCUUCUAAAGCAUUAUCCACUAAUGUGGCAAGGGCUUUUGGCGAUAAAGACCGAUCAAGCUGCAGUCCAAAUGUACUUUGUUUCUGGUAGUGAAGAGGUUGCCAGAUGUAGUUUACCAAAAAAUAUAGAUGGAUCAACACCUCCUCUACGAAUGUUCCAAAGAAUGCGAUUAGAACAGCAACAAGUUGAAGGGGUUGUUCGAAAGAUGCAGACGGAAAAUGAACAUUGUGUGUUACUAGCUUUACCUUGCGGACAUGACCCUAUGGACGUACUAAAACAAUCUACUAAUCUUACCGCAGGGUUUAUCACUUAUCUGCAACUGAAACAAGCUGCAGGAAUAAUAAAUGUCGCUGCUCCAGGAACAACACAUCCGCCGGCUUAUGUUGUCCACAUAUUUCCAUCGUGCGAUUUUGUAAACGACAACUUGAGAAGGAUAGCGCCGAGUUUGUUAGAGAGAGUAGCCGAUAUUGCACACCUUUUAAUAGUCAUUACAACCGUAUAAACCAAAAUUGAAGAGUACAUCUACUACCUCGUGCGAUUUGAAUGGAAAUGGCAAAAGUCCACACCGACUCCUGAUUUUCAAUGUCAGAUGUUAUUGAGUACAAACUACAGGCUUAGAGAAUAUACUAUAUAUACAUAUAAUUUAGCUGGUACGCCGCAUAGUUCUUUGAAGUGAAUGGUUUCAAUAGAAAGUUAUUGGGAAAUUUAGAGGUAAUAUCCUAAAGUAAACUUGUUAAAAAGUUAUAUAAUAUCAUGUUCCAAAGAAAUGUCUUUUCAUAGUCCCUUUGGGAAGAUAUUUUUCAAAUUGAUAUAAUUACAUUUUCAACUUAUCGUGUCCGCUAAUCAAAUCUCGAGAAUGUCUUAAAGAGAAAGUAAUUAAAAAAAUACUAUAUAUACUAAACAUUAUACUUAACUAUUAAAAAAGUUUCACUGUGAUUUUCAGAUGCGUUAUUACUAUUAUUAAAAUU
Molecule: messenger RNA, 13354 nt
Organism: Sitophilus oryzae (rice weevil)
Lineage: Eukaryota; Metazoa; Arthropoda; Insecta; Coleoptera; Curculionidae
Product: protein split ends-like
Exons: 22
Coding region: 304-12888 (4194 amino acids)
Biological process (GO): regulation of alternative mRNA splicing, via spliceosome
Cellular component (GO): nucleus
Molecular function (GO): mRNA binding
Source: RefSeq, a predicted model, not a curated record